CAAAUUGAAACAGCUGUUUGGAAAUCUUCAAUUUGUUUACGAUUUUCUCAGGACAUAAAUUUUAUAAAAACUAUAUAGUAGCUCUAAUAAAACAUGGAGCAGCAAUUGGAGAAAGCACUUAAUGAAUUUGUGUCACAGCCGGAGACAGUGGGUGUGUUGCUAGCCAAUCGUCAAGGCCUCUGUCUGGGAGCAAAAGGUCAAAUUAAUCCUAAUGUAUCGGGCAUUGGUAUGGCUAUCUCAGAGCAAGUGUGCAAACUGGAACCCAAUUUGAAUCCACCAACUAUCUGUCUGUACAGUGGGAACAAGCGUUGCAUCAUAAAAAAGGAUGGCGAAUUAACCGGUGUUAUAUAUAAACAAAAACUUAAUUGAAAGCGAGCUCCAAAGUAAACGUGCUGUGCCCUUUUUAUAAACCCACACAUAUAUGCAUAAAUAAACCAAAAUAUCUAUAAGAGUGUGUGUAAAAUUUAGCAUAAACUUCUUUUGUAAUAAAACCCUUAGCAAAGUAUGUACGUAUAUACAAUAUAGCUUAUGAAA
This is a messenger RNA of Bactrocera latifrons, 534 nucleotides long. RefSeq lists its product as uncharacterized. Gene Ontology annotation, molecular function: guanyl-nucleotide exchange factor activity. The record is from RefSeq and is a predicted model, not a curated record. Gene Ontology annotation, cellular component: cytoplasm; Ragulator complex; lysosome. Gene Ontology annotation, biological process: cellular response to amino acid stimulus; positive regulation of TORC1 signaling. Bases 94 to 369 code for a protein of 91 amino acids. NCBI's taxonomy places the organism in Eukaryota, Metazoa, Arthropoda, Insecta, Diptera, Tephritidae. The transcript is spliced from 4 exons.